Messenger RNA from Vigna umbellata (rice bean), 1280 nucleotides. NCBI's taxonomy places the organism in Eukaryota, Viridiplantae, Streptophyta, Magnoliopsida, Fabales, Fabaceae. The record is from RefSeq and is a predicted model, not a curated record.
UCUAUUUUGGCAACAUCUAUGAAAUUUGUUCCAAAUAUGUAAAAGAACGGUUUCCUUCAGAUUAGGUUAAGUUUGGUUAUCACUGCUACUUGAUUCUUUGAAUGAUUGGCAUGGCUUCUUCAAGCUCUCUCUUGAGGAUGGAAGAAAUAGCAGGGAAAGGAAGAGGUCUCGUUGCAGCAAAAUCCCUGAAAGCAGGUCAAAUAAUUCUCACUGAAUCCCCUCUCAUUCUCUACUCAGCUUCUCCUCUCUAUGCACCAUCUUCUUCACCUUUCACCAACUGUGAUCACUGCUUCAGAAUCUUAUCCUCUCACACAACCAUUUUCCGAUGCCCCUCUUGCUCCCACCACACUUUCUGCUCCCAAAGCUGUCUCUCACUUGCACAAAACUCCUCACACUCCAAUUGGGUAUGCAAAGCUCUCACCUUUCUUCUUCAACACCCCAACUCAACACUCUUUCAACAACACCCUCCAGAACGCCAAGUUCAAGCUCGUUUCGUUGUAGCUUCUCACAACCUCUUCCUCCACUCCCCUUCUCAACUUCACACUUUCCUCUCUCUUCAUGGCACUCCAGAUACUGCCAUUUAUGAUGUUGCCAAGUUUCUCCAUUCUCUAAUCUCACCUCUUUUCCCACCCGAGGGUCAACUUUCUGUAGAUCUCACUGCACAACUUCUUGCAAAGGACAGACUCAACUCCUUCUGCUUAAUGGACCCCUAUUCCCCUGAUGGACCUCAGAGAUCCAUCAAAGCUUAUGCUAUUUACCCCAAAGCCACGUUCUUCAACCAUGACUGUGUUCCCAAUGCCUGCAGGUUCGAUUAUGUGGACACUGGUGAUGAACACAACACUGACAUAGUUUUUAGGUUGAUCGAGGAUGUUCCUGCUGGGAAAGAGAUCUGCAUCAGCUAUUUCAGGAUUGGAAGGGAUUAUUUCACCAGAAAAAGGAUCUUGAUGGAGGAUUAUGGCUUCACUUGUGGAUGUGAUAGGUGCAGGAUCGAAGCAAAUUGGGGAGAAAACCAGGUGGAGAUGAACAGUGACCUGCCACACGUGCGGUUCCUUCGCAAGCAUAUUUGUGAGAGGAAGAAUUGUGCUGGCACAAUGGCUCCUCUGCCUCCAAAAGAUGAUGUGCCUUCUAAUAUUCUGGAGUGUAACUUCUGUGGCAAUUUGAAAGAAAUAUGAUUGUGAUGUUGCUUAGUUUUGAUGUCAAUGAAAUUGUCAUAUCAGUUGUAUUUUCUGGUAUCUUUUUGGAAGACUCAGAUUAUGCAAUGUGGUUACUCUUGUCCUUUA